AUGGCCAGCUCAGCUUCCCUGGAGACCAUGGUGCCCCCGGCCUGCCCGCGCGCUGGAGCGUCACCAGCCACUUCUAAAACACUAGCCUUCUCCAUCGAGCGCAUCAUGGCUAAGACGUCCGAGCCCCGAGCGCCUUUUGAGCCCCGGCCUGCUGCACUAGAGGCAGACAGCAGCCAGAGCAAGAAACUGCUCAACCUCUGCUCGCCACUGCCGUGUAUGAUACCCCUCCAGCCUCUAGGCUACGAGGUGCCGUCCAAGACGCUGCUCAGUUACUCGGAGUUCUGGAAAAGCAGCCUCCGGGCGGGCGGCGGUGGAGGAGGAGGCAGCGGCGGGGGGGCCCCAGUGUGCGGCGCCAGCGGCUUGUGCAAAACCAACUGUGGCGUGUGCUGCAAGGCCGAACUGGGCCUUGCGCCGUCUGCGCUGCCGGCCGGCAGGGUCAUCAAGCCGCAGGUCAUCAACCAGGCUGUGGGGUUACCGGCCAGUGGCUCGCUCUACUACUUCAACUACCUGGACUCCACUGCUUAUCCACCCUCGGAGCUCCUCGGCAGCCACCUUUUCCCAUCCGGUCUCCUCAACGCACAGGCCCCCACUUCACUGGCUGCUCAUCCCAAGCUUUUUCUGCUGGAGAACGCCAAACUGGCCAGCCUGACUGCGGACAAGUUCCCCCAUCCAGCUCCCUAUCCCCAUAAGGAACGCUUGCCUGCGCCGCUGGAGCAGGUGCUGAAGGAGAACUCGGCCUUGACCGCUGAUCGAGGGGGAGUCAAGAGCCACAGCAAACUACCGGGGGGCUCAGCUGACAGCAAACCCAAAAACUUCACCUGUGAAGUAUGCGGCAAGGUGUUUAAUGCUCACUAUAACCUCACCCGCCACAUGCCUGUCCACACCGGAGCCAGACCGUUUGUGUGUAAAGUCUGUGGCAAAGGCUUCCGCCAGGCUAGCACUCUCUGCAGGCACAAAAUCAUCCACACCCAGGAAAAACCACAUAAGUGUAACCAAUGCGGCAAAGCCUUCAAUCGCAGCUCCACGCUCAACACGCACAUCCGCAUCCACGCAGGCUACAAACCCUUCGUCUGCGAAUUUUGCGGCAAAGGCUUUCACCAAAAAGGGAACUACAAGAACCACAAGCUCACCCACAGCGGCGAGAAGCAGUACAAAUGCACCAUCUGCAACAAGGCCUUCCACCAGGUCUACAACCUGACCUUCCACAUGCACACCCACAACGACAAGAAGCCUUUCACGUGCGCCACUUGCGGCAAAGGCUUUUGCAGAAACUUUGACUUAAAGAAACACGUGCGGAAACUCCAUGACAGCGUGGGUCCCGCCACUGCCCCCUCUGCAAAGGACCUGACCAGGACAGUUCAGAGCUGA
Messenger RNA from Alexandromys fortis (reed vole), 1368 nucleotides. RefSeq names its product FEZ family zinc finger 2 (gene Fezf2). Gene Ontology annotation, molecular function: DNA-binding transcription factor activity; RNA polymerase II cis-regulatory region sequence-specific DNA binding. Gene Ontology annotation, biological process: regulation of transcription by RNA polymerase II. Bases 1 to 1368 code for a protein of 455 amino acids. The transcript has 4 exons. The record is from RefSeq and is a predicted model, not a curated record. Lineage: Eukaryota; Metazoa; Chordata; Mammalia; Rodentia; Cricetidae.